AUGACUGCACGAUACGCACUAAAGCGUAAUAUUAUGAUCUUUGCUAGCGAAGUGCCCGUCAUCAGUGCUUUAAAUCCAUAUCGUAACAUUGAAGACGUUUUUCUUAAUGUGUGGCAUCGUACGAACCCCCAGCAAAUUUCAACAUUGCAAGAAAAAUUGGCCUUAUCGCUAUCAAGUCCAGAAGAAAAAAUGCAGACAAUUGUUGAGGAUCUAGGGAUCUCUCCAGUCAUUACGAAGCUGAUUCAAGAAGCUUCUAAUGCUGAUACAAUUCAACAAGUUGCUCAAGCUCAAGCACAAGUGGUACAAUCAUUACCAACUACUACUCCCAUUGAUCUUAAGACUCAAGUGGUCGAGUUUGUUACUUCGACGAUGCACAAAAGCUUUGGUAUGAAACAAGAGACUGCAGGCAUUGAACAGUAUCAAAAAGAGAAAAAAGUGAUCGUGAAGGAGAGAAAUCUUAAAUUUAUUAAGAAAAAAGUUGCUACGGUAGCACGAUUUAACGUGUUCGUUGGUGGGAAAAUUGAUGGACAAGUCGACGGAAAAGUCAUUGAGGUCAAGAAUCGACUCAAGCGGUUUAUUUCACCUUUACCCAAGUACGAUAUUGCCCAGUUACAGACAUAUCUGUACAUUUUAGGAGUGCGAGAAGGAGAAUUGGUGGAACAUUUACAUGCUGCAAAGACGCAGACAAAAAUGACCAAGGUGUCGUGGGACGACACAAUGUGGAACGCAGAGAUUGAGCCGAAUCUUGUCAAGUUUGGCAGUGCCUUGACGUAUUUGAUGAAGGACCAAACAGCACAAAGUGACUAUCUGCAGUCGGAUAGUAGGCAACAGCGGGAGAUUAUCCGAUACUUUUGGAGCCAAGAGGUGCAGCGAACGGAAUGA
Molecule: messenger RNA, 882 nt
Organism: Peronospora farinosa
Lineage: Eukaryota; Oomycota; Peronosporomycetes; Peronosporales; Peronosporaceae
Source: the annotation of a GenBank genome assembly